UGGUCACCCUUACUACAAACUCUGACCUCAGCUUUAGACAAACUAAUGGAAUAUAUAUAUUUUUUAUUUGCAGGCAUCAUGCUAUUCUUCUUGUGCCUCACGCUUUUGCUUGAUUUUAAAAAAGGUCCCCAAGUUGAAGCUCAAGUUGUGAGGUUGGUUAAUGGGAGUAGCAGCUGUUCAGGAAGAGUGGAGGUUCUUCAUGAUGGUCAAUGGGGAACAGUGUGUGAUGAUGACUGGUAUCUAUCAGUUGCUGAAUUGGUGUGUAUAGAAUUGGAUUGUGGAGAUGCUAUAGACGCAGAGUCUAAUGCUUAUUUUGGAGAAGGAUCGGGACCUAUAUGGAUGGAUGAAAUAAACUGUGUUGGCAAUGAAUCAUCACUGGUAGACUGUGGAAUUUUAGGGUGGGGAAUACACGACUGUGAACAUAAUGAAGACGCUGGAGUCACUUGUAAAGCUCCUGUUAGGUUGAAUGGCAGUAACUCGUGUUCUGGACGUGUGGAGGUUCUUCAUAAUGGAACAUGGGGAACAGUGUGUACAGAUUAUUGGGACUCUACUGAUGCUGCAGUGGUGUGUAAAGAGGUCGGAUGCCCAACCGGUGCUGAAGUAACAAGAAAUUCAUUUGGACCUGGUGUGGGAACAAUAUGGAUGGAUAAUGUUCAAUGUACAGGGACUGAAUUAUCACUGAAGGAUUGCACAUUUAAUGGAUGGGGAAUAAACAACUGUUAUCAUUCAUAUGAUGCCGGAGUCAUCUGUCGAGAUGUUAGACUGGUAGAUGGAGAUAAUCUGUGUUCUGGAAGAGUGGAGGUUUUAUACAAUGGUCAAUGGGGAACUGUCUGUGAUGCUGGCUGGGACUUAACAGAUGCUGCAGUGGUGUGUAAUAGCAUGGGUUGUGGGUCUCCUAUAGCAGCAGAGACCGGAGCAUUCUUUGGGCAGGGUUCAGGACCUGUGUGGCUGGGUGAUGUAGGUUGUUCUGGAAAUGAGCCAACAGUGACCAAUUGUUCAUCAAAUGCAUUAGGGACAAGCACCUGCAGCCAUGGACAAGAUGCUGGAGUCAUCUGCAACCCUCCUAUUAGGUUAGUGAAUGGUGAUAACUCAUGUUCUGGACGAGUGGAGGUUCUUCGUGAUGGAUUAUGGGGAACAGUGUGUUUAGAUUACUGGGGUACUGAUGAUGCUGCAGUGGCAUGUAAAGAGGUCGGAUGUCCAACUGGUGGAGAAGUGACAAGAAAUUCAUAUGGACCUGGUGUGGGACCAAUAUGGAUGGAUAAUGUUCAUUGUACGGGGACUGAAUUGUCACUAAGAGGGUGCAGAUUUAAUGGAUGGGGAAUAAAUGACUGUUAUCAUUCAUAUGAUGCUGGAGUCAUCUGUCGAGAUAUUAGACUGGUAGAUGGAGAUAAUCUGUGUUCUGGAAGAGUGGAGGUCUUAUACAAUGAUCAGUGGGGAACUGUCUGUGAUGCUGGCUGGGAUUUGACUGAUGCAGCAGUGGUGUGCGAAAGCAUGGGUUGUGGGACUCCAAUAGCAGCAAAGGUCGGGGCUUUCUUUGGGCAGGGUUCAGGAUCUGUGUGGCUAGAUGAUGUGAGUUGUUCUGGGAAUGAGCCAACAGUGAAAAAUUGUCUAUCGAAGGCAAUAGGAACAAGCAGCUGUAGCCAUGGACAAGAUGCUGGAGUCGUCUGUAACCCCUCUGUUAGGUUGGUGAAUGGCAGUAACUUAUGUUCUGGACGAGUGGAAGUUCUUCAUGAUGGAAUAUGGGGAACAGUGUGUCAGGAUUACUUUGGUACUUAUGAUGCUGCAGUGGUGUGUAAAGAGGUUGGAUGUCCAACUGGUGGUGAACCAAAAAGAUAUACUUACUUUGGACCAGGUGUUGGAACAAUAUGGAUGGAUAAUGUUCAUUGUACAGGAAGUGAAUUGUUACUAAGAGGGUGCAGAUUUCGUGGAUGGGGAAUAAACGACUGUGAUCAUUCAAAUGAUGCUGGAGUCAUCUGUCGAGAUGUAAAACUAGUAUAUGGAGAUAAUCUGUGUUCUGGAAGAGUGGAGGUUUUAUAUAAUGAUGAAUGGGGAACCGUCUGUGAUGCUGGCUGGGAUUUAACAGAUGCUGCAGUGGUGUGUAAGAGCAUGGGUUGUGGGACUCCUAUAGCAGCAGAGACUGGAGCUUUCUUUGGGCAGGGUUUAGGACCCGUGUGGCUGGAUGAUCUGAUAUGUUCUGGGAAUGAGCCAUCACUAAAAAAUUGUCUAUCGAAGGCAUUAGGAACAAGCACCUGUAGCCAUGAACAAGAUGCUGGAGUCAUCUGUCGAGAUAUAAAGCUGGUAGGUGGUACAAGUCCAUGUGAUGGCAGACUUCAGGUUCUUUAUGAUGAUCACUGGGGUUCAGUGUGUCACACUGGCUGGGGUCUGGAUGAAGCUGCAGUUGUGUGUAAAGAGCUGGGCUGUGGUGCAACUGGAGAGCCAGUGUCAUAUGUGGGUCCUUUUGUUGGGCCUAUAUGGAUGAGUAAUAUUGCAUGUACUGGAAAUGAGUUAACAGUGCGAAACUGUUCAUUUACUGGAUGGGGUUUGAGCAGUUGCAUGAAUGGACUUUAUGCAGGAGUUAUUUGCAACAAAAUUGUGAAAAAAGGUGUGGUGAGGAUUGUGGUUACAGUUGACCCUGGCAUUGAUGUCAGUGACCCAAAUAUCUUAAAGAAGCUUUUGGACAAGAUAAGCAAAGUGGGAAAAAGUCAAGGAGAUUAUUUGGCAAACUGGAAAACACAACCUGAUGGGAAGGUAUUUCAGGAAAUACCAACAUUGCAGGUCAGAACUGAAUGCAAUAGAGAACAAUAAUCUCAAGCUACUAUAAUGAUAUGAUGGUAAUCUAUUUAUGCUCACUUGUCUGUACCAUAUACAGAUAUAACUCGUUUUAAAAACUAAUUGUAUAUAAUAUAAAUAAAAGCAUAAACUUUAUUGAUGCAAAAUCAGCAAGGAGGUGACUUUUAAUGUAGAUAUACGGAAAAUAUUUUGCCUUAUAACUACUCAUUAGAUACUAGUAAGUAUUAUUUAACACUAGUAUUUAUAUAUUAGAUACUAGUAUCUUUUACAAUAGUUACUAGUAACAUUUUUAAUCUUACUAGUCACAAUUGUUUUUUACCUGUCAUAUGUAAUGACUAGUCAAAAUGGCCACUGUAGAGUAAAAUUAAAAAUCUUACUAGUAAAAUAAAUUAUCUUACUAGUUUCUAUUAAAAAAGUAAUAGUGUCUAAUGAAAAAGAACUAGUAUCUAAUGAAUAGAUACUAGUAUUUAUUUAAUAAGUCACUGAUUCUUGAAACUUUUGCAAAACAUGUCCCACUAAGAAAAGUGCUAAUUCUGUUGGAAAUUAUUAACAUUUUCAUGAAGAAAAAGAAUCAAUGUUAUAAUCAGGGGGUCCUUUGCACAUAUGUAAGGUUCAUUUAUAGGCUUAUUUUUAGCUUUUAUUAAUUAAAUGAUAAAAUGCUGGCACAUUGCUUAUAAAAUCAGCUGUUCUCGGUUAAGAGAUAAUCAUUUCAACUUGAUUAAAAAAGCCAAAAGUAAUAAUUGAAUUGAAUAAUAUAUUUACCACAUGAAAGGGUACAUUGUAAUAUAUAUUAAAAACUACAAACAGUGAGUUUUGAACAAUAUUUACUAUUAUUUUGUGAUUGCUCAAAAUGUGUCCCACAUAUUCCACACCACUGUAAGAUAUUUAUAAAAAGCAAUGAAAUCAAACAACUACAGGGUCAACUGCAUUCCUGAGGACCCCAUUUUCAAACCUUCAGCUCUACUGCAUGCUUCAAGAUCACUCAAGCUCCUGUAUGUUUGCUAUUUUCUCUUAAACUUGUUCAUAUUUUUGGACACUACUACUGUGACAACCAUAACAUGUCAACACCGUCAUCUUUGUAUAAAAAAUAUUAGAUUAGAUUAUGAAAUAAAUGUAUCAUUUUUAAGAAGAGGUCUGAAGUAGCUAGCAACAGAGGGGAAACAAGAUGGCACAAUGUGAACAACUCAUCUAUUUCAUGUGAAAGAGUAGGUUUUUGUCACCACCGUCAGAUGUCACCACCGUCAGGUUUUCUGUCUUUUCUUUAAGGUUUUAUGUAUUUUAGGAAGUUAUGAUUUGAUAUUUGUUCAUCAUAGUGCUCAGGAUUGUUAUUUUUUGGACCAAACAUUUACAUAAAGUUUAAGCAAGAAGCCAUUGACUUGAGUGGUAUACAUUUUGGAAUUGUAUGUUGUAAUGAGGCCACUGU
Molecule: messenger RNA, 4213 nt
Organism: Paramisgurnus dabryanus
Lineage: Eukaryota; Metazoa; Chordata; Actinopteri; Cypriniformes; Cobitidae
Product: scavenger receptor cysteine-rich domain-containing protein DMBT1-like
Cellular component (GO): membrane
Source: RefSeq, a predicted model, not a curated record